GAGAGAGGUUGUCAUGCGUGAUUGGUGCAGCCUUAGAGGACUCUCCUGCAGGUAGUGUAUUAAAUGUGGUUUUGAGAGGACCAUCUCUAGCCAGCGAUGUGCAGGCUGUUUUAAGCUCUGACAACGCAUAUAACGCUGACGAGUUUUUGGAGGUGGUCUCUCAAGUUGUGCAGAGUAAUGACACGUUGCUGACAGAUGAUGAUCUGGAGUUUGUUGUGACUGUGGCACGGGGUAGUAGUGGUGGUGGUUCUAGACUGAGGCUAGGAAGCAUCCCUUAUGAUGAAAUUUUAUCUAAGAAGGGAAGGCACCUGUAUAACCCUGAAAACGACGGGUCUCAGAACAGUCUUUGUUUCUCUCUUUGUCUCGCCCAUUUUGUUAAUGAAAGCUUGUCUGCCACUGAUAAAAUGCAGUAUGCUAAACAACUGCAUAGCGCUGUAGGAUUUGAUGAAACCCACAAGGUGUCGCUCUCUGAUAUCACAAAAUUUGAACAUCACUUAAACAUAAAAAUCGUAGUAUUCCACCAUGGUUCAGGGCGUAAACACCUACAGUGUUACAAAACCCAUGACGCUGUACACGCCAGCACUGUGUGGAUGUACCUGCACAAUGACCAUUAUUACCUGAUUGUAAAUAAAACCGGUUUCUUUGGCGGGACCUAUGUGUGUGACUACUGUUACGGUUCAUACACAGAACCGUUUAAGCACGUUUGUAAAUACCUCUGCAAUGUUUGUUAUACACAGUGUCACAUGCACACAGGGGCCACUGUAAAAUGUACAGAGUGUAAACGAAUCUGCAAGUCCAGACACUGCUAUAAUCAGCAUAAACACCCUCACUCUAAACACGACGCAGCGCCGUGUGACAAAGUGAAAUAUUGUGAAGAGUGUGGUAAAACCUACAAUGCGGCAAGAACGCAGCAUAAAUGCAAGCCACCAAAGUGCACACACUGUGGCGAGGGCCUAAAUGAGAGCGAUGCUGUACACCAAUGUUUUAUCCAGCCGCUGAAAAAACAAAACCCACACACAAAAUACAUAUUUUUUGAUUUUGAGACACGUUAUCACGAGGGCAAGCACGAAGCAAACUUUGUGUGUGCUAUGGACACAGAGGAAACAAAUUUUGUUUCAACACCCUGAAAUGCGUUGACACGUUUGUUAAACGGUACCGGCAGCCAAAAUAUAAGGGGUACACAUUUAUUGCACACAACGCCUCUGGGUUUGAUAAUUACAUACUGCUGGAAUAUUUUGUGCAACAGGGGAUCCCUCCCACAGUAACCAUGUGUGGCAGUAGGGUCAUCCUGAUGUAUGACAAGGCGUUCCAGCAACGCUGGAUCGAUUCUUUCAGCUUUCUACCCAUGCGUUUAUCCAGGACACCGGCUGCCAUGGGUUUUGAGGACAUGGAGAAGGGGUAUUUUCCGCACAAGUUCAACACCAGGGCGAACGAGUACUAUGUGGGGAAAUACCCCGACCCCUCUUAUUACGGGUACAACACCAUGUCUGACAGCGACAAGCAUAGGUUUAUGAUCUGGUAUGACACCGUCCGUGAGAAAACCUUUGAUUUCCAGACAGAAAUUCGCCACUACUGUGUUAAUGAUGUAGAAGUGCUUCGCAAGGCCUGUCUAAUUUAUCGUGAGACAUUUAUCAGGUGCACAGACCUCGACCCGUUCGCGUUCACGACACUGGCGUCGAGUUGCAUGGGCGUUUUCAAAACGCGUUUUCUACCCAAAGACACCCUUGCCCUCACGUAUGAAGGCGCAUACACACGGCAGAAUAAAACCUAUUCUGAGGUGUCUAUGCAGUGGCUGGAAUACAUGGCCAGGGUAGAAGGCUCCGAGAUUAGACACGCUUUGAACCACGGUGAGCAACAAUUUGGGCAGUUUUUUGUGGAUGGGUAUAACAGGGCCACAAACACAUGCUACGAGUUUGCGGGAUGCUUUUUUCACGGACGUGUGCUGAGGAGUUAAACCAGACCAGUGUCUGUGCGCAUACUGACGCCGAGCGACAGCUGUCAGGUGUGUGGGUCUCGUUUGAACUUCAGAAGGCUGUCGAGAAGGGGUACCAGAUUGUCUGCAUUGAUGAAGUGUGGCAUUUCCCAAACAAGACAGACACCUUGUUCAAGGAAUAUGUCAAGACGUUUUUGAAGUGUAAGCAGGAGGCGUCAGGCUACCCCGGGCAUGUCAUUACUCCUGCAGAGAAAGCCCAGUACAUACGUGACUACCAUGAAAAGGAGGGGAUUUUACUCGAUGCUGACAAAAU
Messenger RNA from Epinephelus fuscoguttatus (brown-marbled grouper), 2246 nucleotides. RefSeq lists its product as uncharacterized. The transcript has 2 exons. Gene Ontology annotation, biological process: DNA replication. The record is from RefSeq and is a predicted model, not a curated record. Gene Ontology annotation, molecular function: nucleotide binding; DNA-directed DNA polymerase activity; DNA binding. Bases 1268 to 1954 code for a protein of 228 amino acids. NCBI's taxonomy places the organism in Eukaryota, Metazoa, Chordata, Actinopteri, Perciformes, Serranidae.